AUGGACUACAGUCAGCUCAUCAAGGACGCCCCCAAUGACGGGACUGGCGUGCUGAAGCUCGACCCAUACCUGACACCCUUCAAGGAGGCCAUCAAGCGGCGCUAUGCCAAAGCCCAGGAAUGGAUCAAGAAGCUAGAUGAGACGGAGGGUGGUUUGGACAAGUUCAGCAAGGGCACCGAACGCUUCGGUCUGGUCGUUCAGCCAGACAAUAGCAUCAUUUACCGAGAAUGGGCACCUAACGCCGUCCAGGCGGCGCUCAUCGGUGAUUUCAACCACUGGGACCGCAAAGCGCACCCCAUGAAGAAAAACGAGUUCGGCGUCUUCGAAAUCACCAUCCCGCCCACCGCCGACGGCCAGCCCGCCAUCCCGCACAACUCCAAAGUCAAGGUAAGCUUCUUCGGCUCGGAACUUCCGCAAUCCAGCGCAACCUCCUCCGAGCUAACCGGCCAGAUCACCCUUGAGCUGCCCACCGCCGAGUGGGUCGACCGCCUGCCAGCCUGGAUCAAGUACACGACGCAAGAUCUAUCCGUUUCGCCCGCCUACGAGUCCCGUUUCUGGAACCCGCCACCCAGCGAGCGCUAUGUCCCCCGCCAUCCGCGCCCCAAGCGCCCGCAGAGCCUACGUAUCUACGAGGCGCACGUGGGCAUUUCCUCGCCCGAACUGAGGGUCACCACAUACAAGGAGUUUACGAAGAACAUGCUGCCGCGGAUUAAGGGGCUCGGGUACAAUGCGAUCCAGUUGAUGGCGAUCAUGGAGCAUGCUUACUAUGCUAGUUUUGGGUAUCAGGUCAACAGUUUCUUUGCGGCGAGCAGCAGGUAUGGUACGCCGGAGGAUCUGAAGGAGCUGAUUGAUACCGCGCAUGGGAUGGGGUUGCAAGUGCUGUUGGAUGUGGUGCAUAGCCAUGCCAGCAAGAACGUGCUGGAUGGGUUAAAUAUGUUUGAUGGGACGGAUCAUCAGUACUUCCACGAGGGUGGCAGGGGCAGGCAUGAUUUAUGGGAUAGUAGGUUGUUUAACUAUGGGCACCAUGAGGUGCUCCGGUUCUUGUUGAGCAACCUGCGGUUUUGGAUGGAUGAGUAUGGGUUUGACGGAUUUAGGUUUGAUGGUGUCACGAGCAUGCUUUAUCACCAUCAUGGCAUUGGGACGGGCUUCUCGGGAGGCUACCACGAGUACUUUGGUGCCGAGGUAGACGAGGAGGCGGUCGUCUACCUGAUGCUGGCCAACGAGAUGCUGCACAAGCUGUACCCCGAGGUCAUCACCAUCGCCGAAGACGUCUCGGGCAUGCCAACGCUGUGCGUGCCCUUCGCCCUGGGCGGCGUUGGCUUCGACUACCGCCUCGGCAUGGCCAUUCCGGACAUGUGGAUCAAGAUCCUCAAGGAGAAGAAGGACGAGGACUGGGACAUGGGUAACAUUUGCUGGACCCUGACGAACCGUCGCUGGGGAGAGAAGACCAUUGCCUAUGCCGAGAGCCACGAUCAAGCGCUUGUCGGCGACAAGACGCUCAUGAUGCACCUCUGCGACGCGGAGCUCUACGCCAACAUGUCGGUGCUCAUGCCACUGACGCCCGUCAUCGACCGCGGCAUGGCCUUGCACAAGAUGAUCCGGUUGAUCACGCACGCGCUCGGCGGCGAGGGCUGGCUCAACUUCGAGGGCAACGAGUUCGGCCACCCGGAGUGGCUCGACUUCCCGCGCGAGGGCAACCAGAAUUCAUUUUGGUACGCCCGGCGCCAGCUUAACCUGACCGAGGACCCGCUGUUGCGCUACCAGUUCCUCAACAACUUCGAUCGCUCGCUCAAUCUAUGCGAGGAGAAGUACCGCUGGCUGCAGGCGCCGCAAGCGUACAUCUCGCUCAAGCACGAGGGUGACAAGGUGAUCGUGUUCGAGAGGGCUGGCCUGGUGUUCGUGUUCAACUUCCACCCGACCAAGAGCUUUACUGAUUAUAGAAUUGGCAUUGACGUCGCUGGCACCUAUCGCAUUGUGCUGGACACGGACACCAAGGAGCAUGGCGGCCACGCCCGGCUGGACCACGGCACUCGCUUCUUUACGGAGCCCAUCGAGUGGAAUGGGCGCAAGAACUGCACGCAUGUGUACAUUCCGUGCAGGACGGCAUUUGUACUGGCGCUCGAGGAGACACUGGACGAGAGCCAGAAGUGA
Molecule: messenger RNA, 2151 nt
Organism: Thermochaetoides thermophila DSM 1495
Lineage: Eukaryota; Fungi; Ascomycota; Sordariomycetes; Sordariales; Chaetomiaceae
Product: 1,4-alpha-glucan-branching enzyme-like protein
Exons: 7
Coding region: 1-2151 (716 amino acids)
Biological process (GO): glycogen biosynthetic process
Cellular component (GO): cytoplasm
Molecular function (GO): 1,4-alpha-glucan branching enzyme activity; cation binding; hydrolase activity, hydrolyzing O-glycosyl compounds
Source: RefSeq, a predicted model, not a curated record